AUGGCGCUGACAGGUAGCCCCCCGUUCGAGGCAGCUCAGCGGCAGGAGCUGUACUGGCACAUCCGGGCGGCCCGGUACCCACAGCCGGGCCAGCUCUCACCCCAUGCCCAGGCCCUCAUCGCCCACCUGCUGGCCCCCGAGCCUGCAGCACGGCCCAGCCUGCAGGACAUGGUGGACCAUGGCUUCUUCACGCAGGUGCGGGGCCGGUGCGGGGCACGGCCACGGUGGGGACGGGACAGGCAGUCACUGCCUCUCGCUCCCCAGGGCUUCACACCACACAGGCUGCCACCCCGCGCCUGCCACUCGGUGCCCAUCUUCGUGGGACAGGCCCUGCUGUGCAGACUGCGGCAGCGGUUGUGCCAGGAGCACCAGAAUCACGUGGGAGGACCGGGAUCACCGCGCUGCCACCCUGGAACACUGCCACCUCCCCCCCACGAAGGAGCAGGAUCUGAGCCAAGAAAACAUCCGCUUAGGAAAAUCUUUAUUAGUGCUAGGAACUGUCUAAAAUCCAGUCAUCGACACAAGCAGGGUGGGACGUGACCAUUGCGGACGGCACACACACACACCGGUUUGCCCUUGGAAAAGGUUAACAAAAAGAAGUAAAUGAAAGAACCAAACCUGAAA
Messenger RNA from Strigops habroptila (Kakapo), 624 nucleotides. RefSeq names its product polo like kinase 5 (inactive) (gene PLK5). Gene Ontology annotation, biological process: regulation of cytokinesis; protein phosphorylation; mitotic cell cycle. Gene Ontology annotation, cellular component: spindle pole; centrosome; nucleus. NCBI's taxonomy places the organism in Eukaryota, Metazoa, Chordata, Aves, Psittaciformes, Psittacidae. The record is from RefSeq and is a predicted model, not a curated record. The coding region runs from base 1 to 540 and encodes 179 amino acids. The transcript has a single exon. Gene Ontology annotation, molecular function: protein serine/threonine kinase activity; ATP binding.